Messenger RNA from Syngnathus typhle (broad-nosed pipefish), 5447 nucleotides. Its product is annotated as PALM2-AKAP2 fusion protein. Lineage: Eukaryota; Metazoa; Chordata; Actinopteri; Syngnathiformes; Syngnathidae. Bases 288 to 4271 code for a protein of 1327 amino acids. Gene Ontology annotation, cellular component: membrane. The record is from RefSeq and is a predicted model, not a curated record. The transcript has 16 exons. Gene Ontology annotation, biological process: regulation of cell shape.
AAGCAGGGAGCGAAUGGGAGGAGAGACGGCGGGCCAAAAGAACGAGUCUCUGAUCGCGACAGAGAGUGGGAGGCUCAUGGCCAGUCAAUGAGAGAUCUUUGCUAGCUGUCCACCAACUGUUGGAUUAUUCCCGAGGAAGGACCUUAUCCGGACACCCGCUGUGCCCCCCCGCCCCCUGACCCUUCAUCAGUCACAUUUAGGACCUCAGCUCUCCCCAGGUCUCACCUCUCGUUCUCCUUUCACCCUCCCCACCUUCCUCCCCUCUCCCCUGCUUUCCCCUUCUCAGGAUGUCGUGCGAGGAGGCUCAGCUCCACAAAGAGAGGCUGCAGGCCUUGGCGGAAAAACGAAAACGUCAAACCGAGAUUGAAGACAAGAGACGUCAGCUCGAUGAGUUGGUUUUGCAACUACAGCAGCUCAAGUCCAAAGCCAUGCGGGAGCGAUGGCUCCUUCAGGGAAUGGCGGCAGAACAAGAAGAGACAAGGAGGAAACAACUGCAACUGGACGAGGAGCACGGGAAGACGAUGGAAACCAUGAUACACAGGCUGGAAUCUGAAAUCGGCGCACUUGAGUGUGAAGAAUCUUUGAUUUCAGCCAAAGAGCGAUCUUUGCGGGAACGUCUCAAGGAGACGGAACGCACGAUUGAAGAUAUGCAGAAGAGUCUGAUGGCAAAUGAUGGAGUGGAGGCCACCGGCUGCACGUCCGCUCCUCUCUCGGACGGCGCGGACCUCGAUCCCGAGCGACUCGUCCCGGCCACGCAGCUUCGGACCGGCCCACCUGCGCCUGGAGACAAGGCAACUCCCAGACCCGCAAUGUUUGCCAUGGAGAUCAACGUGCAGCAUGACCCUCAGACGGGCGAACGGCGGGUCCUGUCAUCGAACCGCGUGAACCCCUCCGAAGCGGGCUCGCGCGGCAUCAAGGUCUACGACGACGGCCGGAAAGUCGUGUACGAAAUCUCGUCCUCCGGGGGCGUGUCCACAACCUCGGUGGAGAACGGGUGGAGCUCCUCGCAGGUCGACCAGCUGAUCCAGAGGGCGGUUCGACCCGGCGAAGCUGGAGAUGAAAGGAGGGGUCAGGUGUUGGUUACCCCCGCCGCCCCGCAGGCCUACGUCUCACCGACGGCCGCGGACGAUCUGUCCCCGCCGUCCUGCGCCCCGCCCUCCAUCCCGUCGAGCCCGCCGGCCCAGGUCAUCCUCCAGAGGGAGACUCGGCUAGGCAUGAUGCCGCCAUCCCCGGCUCCCAUCAUGACGCAACCCGGCCCCUCGGCCCACCCGGACCCGGAGGUCAUCUUCGUGCCCCAAGCCAGCGAAGAGCACCCGGUCACCAUGGUGUUCAUGGGCUACCAGGACCUGGACGACUCUAGCGAGAGCCGGCGGCUGCUGGGUUUCGACGGCGCCGUCAAAGCCGAGGUGGUCCUGAUCGACGAAGACGACGAGAAAUCUCUGAGGGAGAAGACGGUCACCGACAUGUCCAUCAUCGACGGCACGGCGGCCGACCUGGUGUCGGGCCGGCCGGCCACGUCCGAAGCCGUCAGCACGGAACUCUCGUCGGAGGGCCGCGAGCCCGACAGCGCCGCCUCGCCCCCGCCGAACCCCGAAGCCAACAAAGCCCCGCCUCCUGGCCUCACCCCUGCCACAGGAUUCGCGAUUAUCGGGACAACAACCAAUGGUCAUCAGGCCGAGAUGGCGAGCAGAUCUCCUCACACUGCCAUGAAAUCGUGGCAGGCACCCGAGGAUGUCAGUGGCACCACACCUAAGGAACGAGCCUUGAAGUGUGUCACUUUCCAAGAAUCAGUCAGCAUCAUCACUGACGGACCGCUAAUCAUGGAAGUGGAGAGCCAGCAAAUUCAACAUGGCUGCCUCAGCAGAUCCAGUAUCCAAGGUCAAAGUGGAGUCGAGCUCAAGGCCGAGACAUCGGACAGUGAUGUCGAGCAGGAGAUCCGUUACCUGGAUCAAGUGUUAGAUGCAGCCUCCGAAACGCCCACAAAUGGAAACUCCUCCCCGUCUGCAUACACCAAACCCAUCAGCAUCGACGGAACGUAUUCGUCUGUGUGUGUGUCUGAGUCCUCUCCUGGUUAUCACCGACCAAUCGUUGUAGAGGGGCAAAGACAAACCACCGUCCUUCAUCAGGAUGAAUCCUUUGUGAAAACCAACGGGCAUAUACCGACGGAUGAAUCGAGCCACAGCAAUGCAAAGUUCGAGCUGAGAGCGUUUCAGGAAGAAAAAAGGCCGGCAAAACUCUUCACCCCGGGAGAAGAGCAGCACGUCCGAGUGACAAGGAGACGAAAUCCGGAAGAGGUCCAGGAGUUGGAACGUGAGCGUCAGGAGCUGAUCCGAGACCAGGCAGUGAAGAAAAACCCUGGUAUUGCUCAACGUUGGUGGAACCCUCCACAAGAGGUUCCCUUGGAGGAGCAGCUUGACCCGGAACAGCUCGAGUCUCUCCGAAAAUACCAAGAGAGAAAAACAGAGAGGAAGAUUCCAACAUACUCGUACACACAGCCCCAAGUUACUGGACCACCCACGCUGGUCACCUUUGACCCAGAGUUAAUCAGGAAGGAAGACGUUGUGGAAAAAAAGAUUGACUUCUCAUCUGCCAGGAAGCAAUUCCUGCAAACUGAUAUGACCAAGAAUUCCAUCACUCCUCAGAUAUACUCUGCCAGACCCUUCUCCAAGUCCAUACCGAGGGGCAACCAUGGCAACAUUGUUCCUGAAGUUGGAGAGUGUCACGUGACCUGGUCUGAUGAUGGAAUUGCAGGAGAAUUUGCCAGUGUUCGUGCUGUCAUGACAAAUGUAAGUGAUGAAGAGGAAGGGAAAAGCCAGUUUCCCCUAGGCUAUCUCCCAGAGGAAUCCGACUCCGGAUUGGAAGAGUUAUCAGUCCGCUCUCAGGACACGACGGUGUUUAGCUUGGAUAGCAUUUCAGACAGUGGGGCCUCAUUUCCACCCACACCACUCCCACUUACACCGGUGUCACCAUCUACCCCUCAGCCCACUACACCAGUCAACGGGCGAACCACUGGCAGUGCAGUAGAGGAUGAGCUGGAAUACCAAGCAGAAGUUCUUGUCCAAAACGUUAUUCAAAACGCGCUCUCGACAAACGGAGGCGACUGGCAGUCUUCUUCCCCGAACUUGGAUUCUUCACAAAUGAGCAGCCCAGUGUCCCCAUCCUCUGCUUCAACAAGUAGUCCAGUGCCAGUAUCGUCCUCCCCUCUGUCUUUUGGAGAAGCUGGCCAUUUGCAAUCACCUGUCUCCUCCAUCGCUGCUACAUCUAACCCUUCCCCGCGACUGGAUCUACUUCCCGAGGUUCAGGUUGCUUUCCAAGAGAAGCUUACCACACAAGAUGUUCCUCAGCGGCAAGAGUCAUCCUCAUCCAGUCCAACCCUGUCAUCACAAUCAUCUCCAACUCAUUCUCAGCCUGUCUCCCCCCCACAGAGACCCAAAGUAGGAGGACCAAGGAUCAAGAUCCAGUCUUCUUACACCAGAGCACUUGCUUCCUCAGCCGCAGUUUCGGCACCGGCUCCUUGCCCUACAACCAAUGUACCCAGGCCGGCCCCAGUCUGCCGUCCCCCUUCCCCACCGAGCCCCGAAAAAUCAGAGUUCAGCUACUUCAGUAAGUAUUCCGAAGCGGCUGAACUGCGUAGCACUGCGGCGGCAACGAAAGCCCCCGAGGUGGAAGUAGCAAGCGGACCAUUCCGCCUUCGCUCCAAGAAACAACGUACAUUGUCCAUGAUCGAGGAGGAGAUCCGAGCAGCUCAGCAGAGAGAGGAAGACCUGAAGAAACAGAGAGAAGCACAACCUGCUGCUAUUCCUCGUGUCGAGAACCCUUCCGGCACCGGUCAAGUUCCUGGCAGAACAGGGGUACGGAAAACCACCAUAUCCCCGGCAGACAAAUUGAAGAGCAACAGCCUGCCGACGAGACUCACGCUGACGUCAAGGACAGCACCAGGAAAGAUCGAAAAAAUUCGACCCGCUCAGCCUGUCUCACCUUCGCCGUCGGAAGGAGCUCUGUCUGACGCCGGCAGCGAGGACUCUGGAGGAUCUCGGCCCAAAAACUUCAUGCAGACACUUAUGGAAGACUAUGAAACACACAAAGUGAAGAGGAGGGAGAAAAUGGAAGAUAACAGUUUUGCCCAUUUGUUGCUGGCUAAUGAGGUAACCACUGAGGUCUUGGAGGCCACUCGCAUUACCCGAAGGAAAAGUGACAUGGCGCUCAAGUGGGAAGCCGGAAUUUAUGCCAAUGAGGAUGGAGAAGAGGAGGAAGAGGAAGAGGAGGAGUGAAAAUAGGAUGGUGGGGGAAGGACAGUCAGGGGAAACAGUAUUUAUUUUGUUCUUAGUGUUCUGAUGAUCACAUGACCCUCUGGUCUGACCAGUGGAGCUCAACGAGGAAGUGUCCAUUUUUUGGACUGGAUUCUGCAAGUGUAAGGAAAAACGGGGAUGUGAGUAUGUGACGAUAAAAGGAAGGUGAUGCAAAAAGUCAGUAUUGACUUCAUCUGCGUGAGGUUUAAACAAGGAAGGAAUAAAAGGUCAUGUUUGUGAUUGUUUUUGAGCAGGCUGGAAAUUUGCCGUUGGUCUAAAAACCACUUCUUGGUUUGUUGACGGUGUCUUUUGUAGGCAGUUGUUGUCUUAUACUAAGGUAGGAUUGUGUAUUUGACAGGAGCACAUUUAUUCCAGUGUACUUAUUAUACUUGCUAGCUAUGGCAAAUGUUUAAAAAAAAAAAAAGAAAACUUUUUUUAUAAAAAGUGUGGAGACAACCAGUUUGCCUAUUUAAGAGAUUUUCUUCUAUCAGCUCGACGACAAAUAAUGAAACCCACUCGACAACGGUCAUUUUUUUUGUUAAUGUCAAGAGAACGGUGAGAAUAUUUUUGAACCAAAGGUCACCAUUUUUGAUUUGCCGGAGUGUCUUGUCCAAGUGUCCUUUGGCUGGACACUGACCUGUCUGCCCCUCGACUCACUCAAUUAAAACUGCUUUUACACGCAUAAUAAUAUAUUAAAUGACGUAUUUAAAUGAUGUUUGUUUUAAAGUGCAGUAAUGCUAAAUAUGACCAAGGUGCAGGACAAAGGGCAAAAAAAUAAGCCUGAGAAGUUUUGGCGAUUUUAUUUGGUGGUUUCUAAGGUUUUAAUGACUUAUUCAAAUGGCUUCUUACGCUUGACUUUUGUAACUUUUGGCAACAAAAGUUUUGUUUAUUUUAGCUGAAACUAUACAAACGGAAUGACAGCACAGCAUUUCUGUUGAUUGAAUUCUUGAUGCAGAGAUGAUUUAUUUAUCUUUUGAAAAGCCGCUAGCUUGGUUGAUAAUGCAAUUUUAUGAUUGAGAUUCAUAACCUUUGUCCUCAUGUUAACCACUCGUAUGUUCAUAUUGUGCUCCACUUUAUAUAGCACGUGUACGGCUCACACUUAAUCGCCUGUUAUAUAUAUUAUAAAUAUUUUCGCAUUAAAUACAAAACUUGACAAUU